This is a messenger RNA of Exophiala spinifera, 2106 nucleotides long. RefSeq lists its product as uncharacterized. Gene Ontology annotation, molecular function: metal ion binding; transcription cis-regulatory region binding. The coding region runs from base 1 to 2106 and encodes 701 amino acids. Gene Ontology annotation, biological process: positive regulation of transcription by RNA polymerase II. The record is from RefSeq and is a predicted model, not a curated record. The transcript has a single exon. Lineage: Eukaryota; Fungi; Ascomycota; Eurotiomycetes; Chaetothyriales; Herpotrichiellaceae.
AUGUCAUCCAGCGCCACCUCAAGCCCGGCCUCAAGCAAACUCCCGUUUCCCUCGAAUUCAUCCAAUUACUCCCAGGCUCCGUCCUCCGCCGGCGUCGAUCUCUCCUCCAAACGAAGUAACAGUUCAGGAAGUUUUGGUGCUGGUUCGUCUACGCGUCAUACUUCACAGGCGCGCGCGAACCAGGCACUCCGGAAGCAACACAAGGGGCAGCAGAGGAAACCAAGACUGUUGUUGGAUGAAGAUGCCAUUGCUGAGACCGCAGCCAUGAGAUCAAUCAACAGUCGUAAAGGCCAAACCUCUAUUACUCACCUUAUGAACUUUUCUCUUCCGCCACGGCCGCAGAAUCAUUAUCAGCACCACUUCAACCACCGUCAUCCGAGGCGGAACCCUACUUGGGGUCUGGGGUCUGGUUAUCAUGCUGUGGACAAAGCUCGUUACGUCCAUGCAAACUACAGGUUUAUUGUGCGGCCGGAUCGGGAGUACCAUGCUCAGACGUCAGAUGCGGAUGUCUACGUGAGCUGGGAUGCUGUCUUGCAAGUGUUGGCGUCGGCGGAGACACAAGCGGCGAGCUGUCCCAUAUGCCUGUCCACGCCUGUGGCUCCACGCAUGGCCAAAUGUGGUCAUAUCUUCUGUCUGCCUUGCCUGAUCCGCUUUAUGCAUGCGACUGACGAGGCGAAUCCGGUUCCUGAAAAGAGAGCAAGGUGGAAGAAAUGCCCCAUCUGCGAGGACAGUAUCUAUAUAUCCGAGGCCAGGCCAGUACGAUGGAUGGCCGGUCAGGAUGCAAGCAUGUUAAGAGAAGGUGGAGACGUACUCCUCAAACUGCUCAAGCGUGAACCUGGAAAGACUCUUGCUCUUCCUAGCGAGACUGCAAGUGGCUAUGGACGUGCGGAUGACAUUCCUUGGUUUCAUGUUGCUGCAGUCAUGGAGUAUGCCCGGUUUAUGAAAGGUGGUGAAGAGUACAUGAGGUCCCAAUACGACCAAGAAAUUGUGGCUCUUGAUGCUCAAGAGAGGGAAGACGAGUUAAUGUUCGGCGACGAGAAUACCUGGACGCGGAAGGCUGUGCUUGCUAUCGAGGAUGCCCAACAGAAACUGGCAGGUCUUGGUAAUCCUCCCCCGACAUCUACCACGGUCAAAAAGGAUGAUGAAAUCCCAGAAUCAUGGGAGACGGCCGAUCAGCCACUACCAUCCGCUUUGGCCAGCGCCAUGAGGUCCUUGACGGUGGGAGAGAGCUCUUCCAUUUCCACCUCACCCUCGAAUACGCUACAACCCAAUACCGGCACGAUGCGUUCUCAGUCGCAUGCUUUCUACUUCUACCACGCAUUACCGAAUUUCUUUCUUUCACCUCUAGACAUUCGCAUUCUCAAGACAGCUUACGGCGAUUUCUCGACUUUUCCAAUGACGAUUCUACCACGAGUAGAACACAUCUCGACAGGACAUAUCGUGGACGAUGAGCUGAGGAAACGAGCUAAAUAUAUGGCACACUUGCCCUACGGCUUCGAGGUUAGUUUCCUUGAAUGCGACUGGACCGAUAUCAUCCCGCCCUCCGUUCUAGAGCAGUUCCAAGAUGACAUCGUGAGAAGACGAAAGCGUCAUUCAGAGAGAGAGGCACGAGAAGAGAGGGAUCGAAUCCGUGCAGAGAAAGAAGAGGACGAUAAGCGAUGGGCCCCCGUCAGAAGGCAAAGGAGGGAGAGCUCUGCGCCUAGGAGCUUCAGCGAGUCAGAUUUUCGACCUCUGAUUGACACCAACACUCAUCCCAGCUCUUCGCCUGGGGAAUCUGGACUUGCCACGACACCACCGUGGAACACAAGGACCCACUCGUCCUUUGCUGCCCUGACCACUCCCGGAACCAGCCCCGAUGCUCCUAGAACGGUAUGGGGCACGGCAGCUGUGAUGGCGACAUCGCCUCCGCUGACUGCCGCCCAUGAACCUACGCACGAUGAUGGAUGGCUUCAGGGCUGGGAGAAAGACCUGUUGGAUGAGCACGAUGCGGUAGCUAUGGUCGAGGCAAGUCUCAACGAUGGAAGCAAGGCUGUAGGAACAACGGGCAAGAGAGCUAAGAAGAAGAAGAUCACGCUGAUGUCUACGAACAAUCGAAGAGGAGCUUGA